This is a messenger RNA of Mercenaria mercenaria, 2769 nucleotides long. RefSeq lists its product as uncharacterized. NCBI's taxonomy places the organism in Eukaryota, Metazoa, Mollusca, Bivalvia, Venerida, Veneridae. Bases 39 to 1484 code for a protein of 481 amino acids. The record is from RefSeq and is a predicted model, not a curated record. The transcript has 2 exons.
AGCAAAUACACUUUGGAGUUUGCUGUCAGCCGAGUAGAAUGUCGAAUAAGUCGAAUGCAGAACUUUCAAGAAUGACCAUUGCAGCAAUGGAUAUGAUUUGCUAUUCUAAGGAAAAGAUUGAAUCUAGAGCUGAUUUAAUGAGACGCAUUAUUGCAGAGGCAGAGAAAACCUUCAAACAGUCUGUACCCGGUUUCGAUCUAGACUUUGUUUUGACCGGAAGCAAAGGUGACGGCAUAGCUAAGCUAUUUGAAAGUGAUAUUGACGUUAUGAUAGUUCUUCGUAAGUUCCUCUGUUUAGACAAUGCUCGAUUGGAAAAUGAACUAAACAUAAUACAAAUUCUCUCAACUGAUUCUCCACCAGGUUAUACAAAACUCAACCCUUUAGAUAUGGAGUGUAAUUCUUUUGGAGCAGUUUUUUUAGGUUUUACUUCUGCUUAUGAUUUAAAUCGUGGUCAAGUUUUUCUGUCAAGCACAUGUGCUAGAAAUUUAAUGGAGCUCGCGUAUGAACUCUUUCCUUUACCGUACGAAGGGGUUCAUCGCCAAAUGAAACAACAAUGUGGACCGUCCGUGCCAGCAUCCAUAAGUCUCAACAUUUUCACGAUCACAGCUUGGAAGUUUCCAGCUACAGAAUCAGACAAUGUAAUUGCACUGCCUUACAUAUCCUCUUCAAUACUGGAUGUUUGGAAGAAACGCAACAGAAAAUGGCCCCCGCCACACCUGUGUCAAGAAGUGUCGGAAACGGAAGGUUUUGUCGUUCCUGUUGGAUCCUCCUAUAGCGAGGAACAGAACUUUGAAUGGAGGAUUUCCUUCACAAAGGGUGAGAACAUUCUUGUGUCUCACUUCAGCUCAGUGCAAUUAAAACUUUAUAUUUUGCUGAAAAUGGUUUUCAAGAAAAUCGUUAAACCCAAUUGUGGCAUGAUUACAUCUUACAUAGUCAAGAAUAUUUUAUUCUGGGUAGCAGAAAGGAACAAUUUGGAUAUGUUCACGCCGGAUAAACUCAUAGAUCUGCUACUACAAUGUUUAGCGUUUUUACGGGAAUGUUUACACUCUAACUUCCUUCCAAAUUACAUGAUUCCAAGCAGAAACCUACUUCUGGGAAAGGGGACACCACAUGACAAGAUAAAAUUAAAUCGUACGUUAACAGACAUAUUGGAGGACAGUGACUGUGUUGUAAUGCGCUUAGACACAAUUCGAAACUCUAUUAGAGUCAUAUAUCAAAGUCCAGUUAGUGCGAGACAAUAUUCUGAAAUGAGAGAUGAUGUUGAGAAACUUGCUAUAUUAACGAACCUCAUAGUCUGUUCUAAAAUGUCCCCAGCUUUAAUGCAACAAUCUACCUUCGUAUAUGAUCUGCUGUUUGAAUUUUUCAAGGAACCUUCUUUCUUUGGAAUUUUGUUUUCGCUGUUUAGUCUUCUAAAUGUGGAUUUAUCAUCCUUCGCUAGUAACCCGGGGCAGUUAAUGGAGUUGCUCUAUGGUCUCUUAUCAUAAUAGAUAAUGAUAAAAUUGUACAUUCAGACAAUAGUAAACAGAAUUUAUGUCCAGAUUUAUUGGUGGGAGAUGACCUAAGGUGCCUUUCCAGACAUAUGCAGCACGUGUGCGGGAACUUGGGUAGAACACCGAUAUUUGAUAGCUCCCUUACAUGAAUAAAAUCUACUUAGGAGCGUGGUUUGACCCAUCAACGAGUGGCAAUUAAUUUGUAAUAAAUGUCAUAACUGGGUAAACCUUCAUUUCUUGUUUUCAGUGGUUUAUUGAAAUUUCGCGGUGGUAAUGAAUUUGAACAUUUCACUUUUUUGAACAGUGAAUUUAUCAUGAUAAAUACACUGUUGGAACACGCUAAUUUGAUUGGAAGAGAGAAAUCUUAACAUAAUGUUUGAAACGCCUGUCUUUAAAAGGUAUAUCGUUAAAACAUUUCUUGUAUAGCACAUAUGCGUAUUCAUAAUACAAUAAUCAAAGACGGAGGUGUAUAGUUAUUAAAGCAUAUUAGUGACAUCUGGGUUGCAAUUUAUUGUUCAUCCGCGCGAAAGUUUGUAAGAGUACACUUUUGAUGUUUUUAUUACUAAAACAAUUAUUGAAGAACACAGUUAGGUCUAUUAAAUUUAUCCAUAAUUAUAUAUAUAUUUUUUUAUAUGUCUGCCCUGAUGAUUAUGAUAUGAAACCGGUAGGUAGACAGAAAUACAGAUAGAGGAAACCCAUUGGAUGUUUUUUCUUUUUUAUUUAUUAUAAUACUUGUCCAGGAGUAACUUUUAAUAUUUUCUAUCACAUUUUUAUAUGUCUGCCCUGAUGAUUAUGAUAUGAAGCCGUAGGUAGACAGAAAUACAGAUAGAGGAAACCCAUUGGAUGUUUUUCUUUUAUAUAUAUAUAAUUUGCAUAUUCCUCUUCUAGGGCUAUAUUUUGAAAGAAAUUAAGAAAAUUUAGCGACUUGUCCCAGCAGAAGGUCUUCGGACCAGUUAAAAUGUUUUAUACUAAGUAUUCAUUUAGAUAAUUUUUCGACCACAUAAAAUCUUAUAUCGCAUGCCUUUUGCUAUUGGUUUCAGUAAGGUAUAUAUUGUAAAGAGAAAUAUUGUCAAGAUAAGCUAUACAUUACGGUCCGUUUUGCAAGUCAAGAGGUCAUACGAACGAACAAAACUGCAGAAGAAAGCACUGCUCUCCACAAAAGUGUGUUGCAAUUGUUUGAAUUGCUUAGCACGUUUAUUUUUAAAAGUAUAGACUUGAAUAGAAACAUGUACAUGUACUUAAAUAUAUUCUACAAGAACAUUAAACUGAUAAAGAAAGA